CAUUUUCAGAAACCCCUUUUCGUAUCUACUCCGUGGACUUUUUGCUUCUUUUUCAGAUCCUCUGAACACAAAAAAACACCAAAAACAUCUCAUCGCCGGCAAAACUAACUUCAACCCAAUAUGCUCUUCAACUCCAAUUAACCACACAACCUUAAUAUCCUCAAAAAAACAUCAUGGAUGAAAACAAAACAUCAUCGUUGUCGGUGCCGUCAUCACGGCCGUCAGUCACACUUCCAGCACGAUCCCAUAUCGAAAACAUGUUCACCGGAAGUGGAACAGAUGCUAGUCCGGGUCCGAUGACGUUGGUUGCAAACUUCUUUUCGGAGAAUGAUCCGGAUUCGGGUUGUCGGACUUUUUCUCAGCUUUUGUCCGGUGCUAUAUCGUCGCCGGCGGUGGUUUCUGACGGUGGGGAUAUGGGGUUGAGGUAUGGUGAUGAUGGUGGUGGGAACGUUGACUUUCGGUUUGUGAAUAAUGGACGGCCGGCGGGUUUGGUGGUUAGUCAACCGUCGGUGUUUACUAUUCCGGCGGGGAUGAGUCCGGCGAGCUUGCUUGAUUCACCGGGAUUUUUUCAACAAACUCAGGGCUCACUUGGAUUAUCUCACCAACAAGCAUUAGCUCAAGUCACAAGACAGGCUCCACAAGUGCAUCCUCAAUUACCACAAAUUCAUUCUUUUAACUCUAAAGCGACCACAUACCAACGACUUCCACCGUCCAUCCCAGACCAUAAUACUACACACGAAAUGUCUAAUCUACCCCCUGUAGCUGUUGAUAAGCCUGCUGAUGACGGCUACAACUGGAGGAAAUACGGUCAAAAACAGGUCAAGGGCAGUGAAUACCCGCGAAGUUAUUAUAAAUGCACUCAUCCUAAUUGUCCUGUGAAAAAGCAAGUUGAGCGGUCUGUAGAGGGUUUGGUGACGGAGAUUAUUUACAAAGGCCAGCACAACCAUCAAGCGCCUCAAUCCAAGCGUGGAAAAGAUACUGGUAGCGGUAGUUCAAGCCAAUACGAACAAGGGUCCGAGGGGCAAACAAGUAAUUAUGAACAUUCGGGAUCCAGUGACAGUGAUGAAGUUGGUGAUGAUGUAAGCAGAAUAGAUGACAGACAUGAAGAUGAACCUCAAGCAAAAAGGAGGAUUACAGAGGUGAGGGGUUCAGACCCAGUUGCAUCUUCUCAUCGGACAGAACCUCGGAUCAUAGUUCAAACAACAAGUGAAGUUGAUCUUCUUGAUGACGGCUAUAGAUGGCGCAAGUACGGACAAAAAGUUGUUAAAGGAAAUCCUCAUCCAAGGAGUUACUACAAGUGCACCCACCAAGGCUGCAAUGUCCGUAAGCAUGUUGAAAGAGCCGCAAGUGACCCAAAAGCCGUGAUAACAACAUACGAGGGGAAACACACGCAUGACGUGCCAGCAGCUAAAAACAGCAGCCAUAACAUAGCCGCCGCUCACCUUCCGCCACCAAAUCAUGCGUCCACAGGAGCGCAUUCUCUAAUCCGAAGACCAGAAUAUCCAAACCGACAACAACAACCACAACCCACCGCAGUUUUACAAUUCAAAGAAGAACAAAUAACAUAGUCGAUUCAAGUUUGUUACAACUGUGUAAGUCGUCUUUUGGUGAAGAUUUCUCGUAGCUUGUUGUUAUAGGUUCUAUUCGGUUAAACCGUAUCACACAACAUGAAAAAAGAGUAGAAGUUAGUUGAAACUUGAAAGUGCAUAUUAUAUUGUUGUAAAUCAUACGAAAGCUAAGUGUGUCCCAGAAUCAGUGGCUAGUGUUCUGUUUACUAUAACCUUUUUAAGAUCUUUGUCUUAAUGUUGUAUUGUUUGAAAAGUUGUUACAAGAAAGGUUCUUUUGACUGAAUCAAGUUGGUUGUGGAUUAAUAGA
Helianthus annuus (common sunflower) is the source of this 1875-nucleotide messenger RNA. Its product is annotated as probable WRKY transcription factor 4. Gene Ontology annotation, molecular function: sequence-specific DNA binding; DNA-binding transcription factor activity. Lineage: Eukaryota; Viridiplantae; Streptophyta; Magnoliopsida; Asterales; Asteraceae. Gene Ontology annotation, biological process: regulation of DNA-templated transcription. The transcript has 4 exons. The record is from RefSeq and is a predicted model, not a curated record. The coding region runs from base 174 to 1568 and encodes 464 amino acids.